CAAAAGUGAAAAUCGGAAAUACAGAACAGGAGUUUAAUUUAAUUGAAAAUAGACGAAAAAUACAAAAAGAAAAGUCCGGGAAAUGUCGGUCAAUACCGGAAAAUAUGUAGCAGAACGAUCGGAAACUGCCGAUGACACAGGCGAAGUUGGAUAUCGAAUAUCAAAGGAAAAUGAUCGGAUUGAUUCGAAAUAUGGCUUUGAAAGAGUUAAAGACACGCAAGAACGGACUGGUUACUUGUGUAACAUGCAUUCGACGGAAAUUUUGAAUGAAGAUCGUCGCUUAGUUGCUGCCUUGGAUUUAUAUUUCAUCCAAAUGGAUGGAUCUCGUUACAAAGUGACGGUAGUAUAUCCUCCGUAUUUGUUGAUUGUGCCACGAGAAGGUCAGGCAUUGGAAGUUGCUCGAUUCUUGAACAAAAAAUAUGCCGGAGUAAUGCAAAAGUUGGAACAUAAACACAAAGAAGACCUGGACCUAGCAAAUCAUUUGUCAGGAAAGCAGUUGGAAGUACUUCAAAUGUGGUUCCCCAACAACAAUGCAAUGAUCAAAGUGCGUCGCGAACUGUUAGCGGCAGUAAAACGGAACAAAGAACGCGCUCAAACAAACACAAAUUACAUGCAAAUGUUGAGUAAUUCUCUCGCUAACGCAUCGAAUGUGGCAAAAUUGGAUUCAGGUGAAAAUCCGUUGGAUUUGAUCAUUGAUAUUCGUGAGCAUGAUGUUCCGCAUCACGUUCGAGUCUCAAUUGACUUGCAAAUUUUCUGCGGAUUGUGGUACGAUGUACGAUGCAAGCCCGAAGCCACAGAGUUGCCCGUUAUAAAAGCACGUCCCGACAUUCUCGAUAGACCGGAACCGAUUGUGUUGGCAUUCGAUAUUGAAACAACCAAAUUACCGCUGAAAUUUCCGGAUGCCCAAACGGAUCAAGUCAUGAUGAUUUCCUACAUGAUCGAUGGACAGGGCUACCUCAUCAUCAAUCGUGAGAUCAUUUCGCGAGACAUUGAGGAUUUUGAAUACACGCCGAAACCCGAGUUCGAAGGAAACUUUAUUGUAUUCAAUGAAGCAAAUGAGAUGGCAACUUUGCAAAAAUUCUUCGAUCACAUUAUGGAAGUGAAGCCCCACAUCGUUGUCACAUACAACGGAGACUUUUUCGAUUGGCCUUUUGUGGAGACACGAGCAGCCGUCUACGACUUGGACAUGAAACACGAAAUUGGAUUUAGCAAAAAUCGCGAUGGAAAUUAUUUGUGUCGACCUUCUAUGCACAUGGAUUGCUUGUGUUGGGUUAAACGUGACUCGUACUUGCCCGUUGGCUCGCAAGGUCUUAAAGCUGUGGCUAAAGCUAAGUUACGGUACGAUCCGGUGGAGUUGGAUCCUGAAGAAAUGUGCAAAAUGGCUGUUGAACAACCUCAAGUACUUUCGAAUUAUUCCGUGUCUGAUGCCGUUGCCACAUAUUAUUUGUACAUGAAAUACGUCCAUCCCUUUAUUUUUGCGUUGGCCACUAUCAUUCCCAUGGAACCGGAUGAGAUUUUGCGCAAGGGUUCUGGAACACUGUGCGAGUCGUUGUUGAUGAAGGAAGCAACCGUCGUCAAUAUCAUUUAUCCGAACAAACAAAUGGCGGAAUUGAACAAACUCACGGACGAUGGACAUGUCAUCGAAAGUGAAACCUACGUUGGUGGUCACGUGGAAGCACUCGAAUCUGGUGUUUUUCGUGCUGAUAUUCCGUGCAAAUUUCGCGUUGAUCAAAAAAUGGUCAUUAAGUUGCGAGACGAAGUUGAAAAAGUAUUAAAAUUCGCAAUUGAAGUGGAAGAAGGCAUCCCUCUGGAACAAGUCACCAACUUUGAGGAAGUCAAAAAACAGGUCACCGAUGCCCUUCAGAGCCUGCAUGACAUCCCAACACGUUUAGAACAACCCGUUAUUGUACAUUUGGAUGUCGGAGCUAUGUACCCAAAUAUUAUUUUGACGAAUCGUUUGCAGCCGAGUGCAAUGGUUACAGAAACUGAUUGUGCUGCUUGUGACUUUAACAAGCCCGGUGCUUUGUGUAAGCGUGAUAUGGAUUGGUUGUGGCGUGGUGACAUGCUGCCAGCAACAAAAAAUGAGUUUCAUCGCAUACAGCAACAAUUGGAGACGGAAAAAUUUCCGCCCAUAUUGCCAGGUGGUCCUCAAAGGGCGUUCCACGAGCUGUCCAAGGAAGAUCAAGCAGCGUACGAAUUAAAACGGCUGAAGGAUUACUGCAGAAAAGCUUAUAAAAAGACGAAAGUCACGAAAAUGGAGACUCGAACGUCGACGGUGUGUCAAAAAGAAAACAGUUUCUACGUUGAUACAGUGCGUGCCUUCAGAGAUCGCCGAUACGAGUACAAGGGAAUGACCAAAGUGGCAAAACAAGCAGUUACUGCAGCUAUCGCUAGUGGAGAUGCCGCCGAGAUCAAGGCAGCAAAAGGACGCGAAGUCUUGUACGAUUCGCUGCAACUUGCCCACAAAUGUAUUUUGAAUUCCUUUUACGGUUAUGUGAUGCGCAAAGGAGCUCGUUGGAUGAGUAUGCCCAUGGCUGGAAUUGUGUGUCUCACCGGCGCGAAUAUCAUUACAAAAGCACGUGAAAUCAUCGAACGCGUUGGAAGACCUCUUGAGUUAGAUACAGACGGAAUUUGGUGUAUUUUACCGGCAUCGUUCCCUCAAGAGUACACAAUUCACACAACUCACCCGAAAAAGAAGAAAUUAAACAUUUCAUAUCCGAAUGCCGUCUUGAAUUCCAUGGUUAAGGAUCACUUUACAAAUGACCAGUAUCAUUCAUUGACAAAACCUGGCGAAAAUGGAUCACUGCCCGAGUAUAAAGUUCAUCCGGAAAACACAAUUUUCUUUGAAGUUGACGGUCCGUACUUGGCAAUGGUGUUACCUGCGGCAAAAGAAGAAGGCAAAAAAUUGAAAAAACGUUACGCUGUCUUCAAUUUCGACGGAUCGCUAGCUGAGCUGAAAGGCUUUGAGGUAAAACGUCGCGGAGAAUUGCAGUUGAUCAAAAUUUUCCAAUCAUCCGUAUUUGAAGCAUUUCUCCAAGGCAAAACACUAGAACAAUGUUAUGCAAGUGUCGCGAAAAUUGCGGAUUAUUGGCUUGAUGUGCUUUAUAGCAAAGGUUAUAACAUGCCUGAUAGCGAGUUAUUCGAAUUGAUUGCCGAAAAUCGAUCCAUGUCACGUAAACUCGAGGACUACGGAGCGCAAAAAUCCACGUCAAUUUCAACGGCAAAACGUUUGGCUGAAUUCCUGGGCGACCAAAUGGUCAAAGAUGCUGGCUUGGCAUGCAAAUAUAUCAUUUCGCGCAAGCCUGAAGGUGCCCCAGUCACUGAACGAGCAAUCCCCUUAGCUAUUUUCCAAUCUGAAGUGAAUGUUAAGAGACAUUAUUUACGCAAGUGGUUGAAAGACAACACAAUCGGUGAUGCGGACAUUCGUGAAAUAUUGGAUUGGAAUUACUAUAUUGAACGAUUGGGAGGAACAAUUCAGAAAAUUAUUACAAUUCCAGCAGCCUUACAGGGAAUUAGUAAUCCAGUGCCUCGUGUUCAACAUCCUGACUGGUUGCAUAAGAAAAUGCUGGAAAAAAAUGAUGUUUACAAGCAGAAACGGAUAAGUGACAUGUUUUUCGUGAAGGAAAAACCGACCGUUCAAGAAAAAGAUGUCAUGCAAGACGAAAAUAUGGAUACAAGUAACUCGGUACCGGACAUCGAAGAUUUCGGACCGUCCAAAGCAGGCACUAGUGCAAAACCUCCCCUCGUAACGACAAAUAAACGUCGACGAGACAAUUCGCAAGACGAGGAAGAUGGCGUGCCCGCACCAAAAACAUGGCGAGAAGCUCUCGGAAGUCCCCCGAAACCGGGUAACACGAAGGAAGAACUAAUUGAAUGGGUGAAAUUUCAAAAAAAGAAAUGGCGAUGGCAGUUGGAUCAGCGUAAAAAGCAACGUGAUCCUCGAAAUACGAAAAAAUCACGCACAGAAGCCACUUCGGGUGCACCAAAUGCCUCUCUAGGACAAAAUAGACCGGCACAAGCAACAGUUGGCGGAUUUUUACGUCGCGCUCAACGAAAUAUCCUCGAACAACCGUGGCAAAUUAUUCAAGCGCAACAAAGUGACGAUGCUGGUAAUUUUAUUCUUUGGUUGAUGAUUGAUUACGAGCUGCACAAAAUCAAGUUGACCGUUCCUCGAAUUUUCUAUGUGAAUCAGCGUAAAUUAGCGCCACCAGAAGAAGAUGGCAUGUGGAAGAAAGUUCAUCGGGUACUGCCACGAACACGUCCGGUGCACUAUUUGUAUCGUUAUGUCGUGCCAGAGAAAGUUUUUCAAGACAAUCGUUUGGGAAUGUUAGUUGAUCUGGCCACUCCCGACAUCGAAGGCAUUUAUGAGACACAAAUGUCACUGGAGUUUCGCGUAUUGAUGGAUUUGGGAUGCGUUUGUGCCGUCGAACGGAGCGAAGCUAAGAGAUUGAUUGCGGCAAAUGCAAAAGAUAUUGACACUUUUUCGUUAACGCAACUUGAGUUCAAGUCGGUCGGUCAAGCUCCGUAUCUCAAGGAGUUUAAUCACUUGAAAAAAAUAUUCUUGUAUCAGCACUCAAUUCCAUCAGGAAAGCGAGAAAUGUGGGGAUUGUUCAUGGAGCCUAUUAAGAAAGCUGUUAUUGUUAUUUUAGACACCGUGCGGACAAAUCAAUUGCCCAACUUGCGAGCAUUGUACUCAACGGAAAGAACUGCAUAUCUGCAAGACAAGGGGGAAAAUAAUAUUGUUGCGGAGGAUUUUACAUUUACUGCUCACAACUGCUUGGACAUGUCUGAAGUAACGAAAUUCCUUUCAAAAGCCCUGACACAGUAUCAACAGGAAAAGAAGGGUCCCACUGUUAUUUGCAUGCAAACAAUUACUGAGCCAUCUCGAAUUGCUCAAAUUCUUCCAAUUGUCUCGGAGUUCCCUCAAAUCCCCAUUCACAUUACGGACGAUGCUGCUUUGCUUUCUGGCUUAGAAUGGCAGAGAUUUGGAGCGCGGUCUAUCAUGCGACAUUUCCUCAACCUCAAUACCGUAGUGGACUUGAUGCUGGAACAAUGCAGAUAUUUCCAUUUGCCCGUGGGAAAUAUGCCGAGAGACACGAUGAUGUUUGGCGCAGACUUAUUUUACUCACGUUUAUUACAAAAACACAAUUUUGUACUUUGGUGGUCGUCUACCAACCGUCCUGACUUGGGAGGUCGUGAAGCCGACGAUAAUCGUCUCUUGGCCGAGUUCGAAGACAGUAUUUCUGUGGUGCAAAACAAGGCGGGAUUUUUCCCAAAUGUUUGUGUCGAGUUGGCAAUUGACAGUCUUGCUGUAAGUGCGCUUCUCCAAGCUGCUAAAAUUCAAGAUAUGGAAGGUGCCAGUUCUGCCAUCACUUUUGACGUCAUUCCGCAAGCAUCGCUAGACGAGAUGAUCGGAACAAAUACGUCAGCUGCGUUACCGAGUUACGACGAAACUGCUCUUUGUUCAAAUGCUUUUCGUGUGAUGCGACAAAUGGUUAAUGCGUGGCUAAAGGAAGUGUCAAUUCAUCGCAACAUGUACUCUGACUAUCAAAUUGUUCACUUUUAUCGAUGGGUCCGAUCAAGUCGGGCAUACUUGUAUGAUCCUGCAUUGAGACGUGCCUUAAAUACGCUGAUGCGAAAGUUGUUCCUUCAAAUUGUCGCGGAAUUCCAAAGACUCGGAGCGGAAAUCAUUUAUGCGGAUUUUACGAAAGUUGUCAUCAAUACGAACAAAAAAAACGUUGUCGAUGGAAUUAGUUAUGCGGACUACAUUGUGAAGAGUAUUCGGAAUAAAGAGCUAUUUCACAGUGUUCACUUGUCCUUUCAACAAUGCUGGAAUUUCCUACUUUGGCUGGACACUGCAAAUUAUGCCGGAAUCCGUGGUGAAUUGCCAAACGAAGUUCAGUCUUCUCAAAAUACCACGAUGGAUGGUGGCGAAUUGACUCUCGAAAUGAAUUGGGCCAUUGCUGAGUCGUUGCCGAACGAGGGCAAGUGUCGGGAAAAUUUUGAAACCUUCAUGACGUUAUACAUGGAAGCUUUGGCAGAAGGAUCGACACCAGUUGAAGGAAUUAAAACAAUGAGCCACAAUAUCUACGAUCUCAUUCAUAAGAUGCAAAAGGCGUAUGGACGUGGCAAGGAAGGACCAGCAUUGGAAUUGAUCAAAGCGGUUGUCAAAGUUUUGGGUGUCGAUGCAACUUUAGUUGAUGAGCUCGCUUCACUUCGUCGAAAUAUGUUACGUCUUGUCGGAGUUGGUGAAUUCAGUGAUUUGGCAGUGUGGAAAGAGCCAGCUAACUCGUAUACGUUAAGUGAAAUUAUAUGCAAAGCGUGUAAUCAUUGUCGUGAUCUCGAUUUAUGUAAAGAUAAGCAUCGUGCAAGCAAAGAUGGAAAACCAGUGUGGCUUUGCUCCCAGUGCCUAGUUUGUUACGACAACAAAGAAAUCGAAAUGCGAAUUAUUGAUGUUGUCCAGCGAAAAAUGAUGUCGUACACCUUGCAGGACUUGCGAUGCGUGAAAUGCAAGCAAAUCAAGCGUGAAAAUAUGACUCCUUUCUGUUCGUGUGCUGGCGAUUUUGAAAAUCUCAUUCCAAAGUCACAUGUCAAAAAUUUACUGGAAACUUUCAAGGGAAUCGCAGAAAAACAUGGAAUGAUCCUUUUGAAUGAGCUAAUAGAAAGCUUAAAUGAAACAUAUCGCUAAUUUUAUAUUUUUUCUGUAUGUAUUUAUGUAUUAUUUUUACAAUUGAGAACGAAUAAAUUUU
Molecule: messenger RNA, 6749 nt
Organism: Culicoides brevitarsis
Lineage: Eukaryota; Metazoa; Arthropoda; Insecta; Diptera; Ceratopogonidae
Gene: DNApol-epsilon255
Product: DNA polymerase epsilon catalytic subunit 1
Exons: 7
Coding region: 83-6688 (2201 amino acids)
Biological process (GO): nucleotide-excision repair, DNA gap filling; leading strand elongation; base-excision repair, gap-filling
Cellular component (GO): epsilon DNA polymerase complex; nucleus
Molecular function (GO): single-stranded DNA 3'-5' DNA exonuclease activity; zinc ion binding; DNA-directed DNA polymerase activity
Source: RefSeq, a predicted model, not a curated record